CACCGGCGCCGCCGACCCCGACACCAAACCCAGCAACCACCGCGGCCUCCAUCCAGGUCCGCCGCCGUCCACCGUCUGCCCACGACGUGGAGGUUUGGUGGCCUCUUGGAUGUCAUGGAGAGCUUUUGCCUUGACCAACUCACACCUGCUCAUUUAUUCUGAUUUCUGACCAGCCUUGACACGGUGAAUUUUUCAAAAAGGGGGUAGAUCUGAGCUGGUAAGUUUCUUGGGGAGGGGCAUAUAAGGAGUUGAGGCCUCCCUCUGAACGCAUCUUGUAGGCAGCUUCCCUCUGCAUACAAGAGGCUGCCCCUCCAUUUUCUCUUCUCCUGUGGGUCUUCUCCUCAAGAUCUUUCCAAGUUCUUGACAUCUGGUUGAGCACUAAGCAGAGAAGAUGGUGAAGAUCUGCUGCAUCGGAGCUGGCUACGUCGGCGGCCCGACCAUGGCCGUCAUUGCCCUCAAGUGCCCAGCGAUCGAGGUGGUGGUCGUCGACAUCUCCAAGCCCCGCAUCGAUGCCUGGAACAGCGACCAGCUCCCGAUCUACGAGCCCGGCCUCGACGACGUGGUGAGGGAGUGCAGGGGCAGGAACCUCUUCUUCAGCACCGACGUCGAGCGGCACGUCGCCGAGGCGGACAUCAUCUUCGUCUCCGUCAACACGCCGACCAAGACGCGCGGCCUCGGGGCGGGCAAGGCCGCCGACCUCACCUACUGGGAGAGCGCCGCACGCAUGAUCGCCGACGUGUCCAGGUCCGACAAGAUCGUCGUCGAGAAGUCCACCGUCCCCGUCAAGACGGCGGAGGCGAUCGAGAAGAUCCUGACGCACAACAGCAAGGGCGUCAGCUACCAGAUCCUCUCCAACCCGGAGUUCCUCGCGGAGGGCACCGCCAUCGAGGACCUCUUCAAGCCCGACCGGGUGCUCAUCGGCGGCCGGGAGACCCCCGAGGGGAGGAAGGCCGUCCAAGCUCUCAAGGAGGUGUACGCGCACUGGGUCCCCGAGGAGAGGAUCCUCACCACCAACCUGUGGUCGGCGGAGCUCUCGAAGCUCGCGGCGAACGCGUUCCUGGCGCAGAGGAUCUCCUCCGUGAACGCCAUCUCCGCGCUCUGCGAGGCCACCGGCGCCGACGUCUCCGAGGUGGCGUACGCCGUCGGGAAGGACACCAGGAUCGGGCCCAAGUUCCUGAACGCCAGCGUCGGCUUCGGCGGCUCCUGCUUCCAGAAGGACAUCCUCAACCUCGUCUACAUCUGCGAGUGCAAUGGCCUCCCCGAGGUGGCCAACUACUGGAAGCAGGUGAUCAGGAUCAACGACUACCAGAAGAGCCGGUUCGUGAACCGCGUCGUGUCCUCCAUGUUCAACACGGUGUCCGGCAAGAAGGUCGCCGUGCUCGGCUUCGCGUUCAAGAAGGACACCGGCGACACCAGGGAGACGCCGGCCAUCGACGUGUGCCACGGCCUGCUGGGCGACAGGGCGCGCGUCAGCAUCUACGACCCGCAGGUGACCGAGGAGCAGAUCCAGCGGGAUCUCGCCAUGGGCAAGUUCGACUGGGACCACCCGAUGCACCUGCAGCCGACCAGCCCCACGGCGGUCAAGCAGGUGAGCGUCGUCUGGGACGCGUACGAGGCCACCAAGGGCGCCCAUGGCGUCUGCAUCCUCACCGAGUGGGACGAGUUCAGGACCCUGGACUACCAGAGGAUCUUUGACAACAUGCAGAAGCCGGCGUUCGUGUUCGACGGGCGCAACGUGGUCGACCCCGAGAAGCUCAGGGAGAUCGGCUUCAUCGUCUACUCCAUUGGCAAGCCCCUCGAUGCAUGGCUCAAGGACAUGCCUGCUGUUGCGUAAUAGCUUCUUUUUUUGCACAUCUUCUUCACCUGAAGUUGCAGCAUUGAAGAGGAACCGGUUGGCCACUGUUUCUUAUAGUUCGUUCGUUCAUCUUUACAUACAGGAGAGGUUACCAUUUUGUCAGGCAUAAAGUUGGGUUCUUUUUCAUGUUUGCACCAUUGUAGAUCUGAAAUUCUCAGGCCUCUGCUGUUUUGAGCGCCAUCUUCAUCUUUUAUGACCUGAAUUCUUACAGCCGAUUCGAUUGUAUUUGUGGCUGCUACAUAUUAAUCAUGCAUUUUUUUUGCCAAGUAUCAGCAGGCUCGUUUUCGUUUGCUCUGGUUGCAUUGUUUUCGCCUGGCAGCAAAUGGCAGCACUGUCAACUGGCCUCCCUAGGAUUGAGA
Messenger RNA from Oryza brachyantha (malo sina), 2214 nucleotides. Its product is annotated as UDP-glucose 6-dehydrogenase 5-like. Gene Ontology annotation, biological process: glycosaminoglycan biosynthetic process. The record is from RefSeq and is a predicted model, not a curated record. Gene Ontology annotation, molecular function: NAD binding; UDP-glucose 6-dehydrogenase activity. Gene Ontology annotation, cellular component: nucleus; cytosol. Lineage: Eukaryota; Viridiplantae; Streptophyta; Magnoliopsida; Poales; Poaceae. The transcript is spliced from 3 exons. The coding region runs from base 392 to 1834 and encodes 480 amino acids.